Hyla sarda is the source of this 951-nucleotide messenger RNA. RefSeq names its product olfactory receptor 11L1-like. Gene Ontology annotation, biological process: G protein-coupled receptor signaling pathway. Lineage: Eukaryota; Metazoa; Chordata; Amphibia; Anura; Hylidae. Gene Ontology annotation, molecular function: G protein-coupled receptor activity; olfactory receptor activity. The transcript has a single exon. The coding region runs from base 1 to 951 and encodes 316 amino acids. Gene Ontology annotation, cellular component: membrane. The record is from RefSeq and is a predicted model, not a curated record.
AUGAAGAUACAUAUAUUGAACUCCACCACCAUCACUGAGUUCCUUCUCCUUGGAUUCCCAGCUCUGAAUUAUUACAAGUUUCCUUUCUUCUCUAUUGUCCUUUCCAUGUAUUGUAUGACUAUUUGUGAGAACCUCCUGAUCAUUCUCCUGGUGUCCACAAGCCAACGUCUCCGUUCUCCAAUGUAUUUCUUCCUUGGACAUUUGGCUCUGUCAGAUAUCAUCCUUGUGACAAGUGUUGUUCCUAAGAUGCUGGAUGUUAUCAUAAGGGAAGGGAGUGUUACACCUUUUGCUGAGUGUAUGACCCAGUUUUACCUCUAUGGGGGAUCAGUUUGUGUUGAAUGUUAUUUGCUCACAGCCAUGUCCUAUGACCGGUUCUUGGCUAUCUGUAAACCGCUACAUUAUACGGCAAUGAUGAGUGUCCAGCUUAGAUACAGCCUGGUCAUCUCCUCCUGGGCGCUGAGCUUUAGUUUUGCAUCUAUGACAUUUUUACUUGUACUGGACUUAGACUUCUGUGGGCCGAAUGUUAUAAACCAUUUCUUCUGUGAAUUUGCCCCUGUUUUAGAACUUUCUUGCUCAGAUACAACUGUUAUGGAUAUUGAAAUAAUUUUUGUUUCUGUUCCAGUUGUUUUGUUACCUUUCUUAUUCAUUAUUAUAACUUAUGUCAAUAUUUUUAUAACCAUCUUUGGAAUUUCCUCCACAUCAGGCCGGCGAAAAACUUUCUCCACCUGUAGCUCUCACUUGGCGGUUGUUUCAAUCUAUUAUGGGUCCAUGCUCAUAAUCUACAUGGUCCCGCACAGAGAACACUUACUGACUGUUAAUAAGUUUAUCUCCCUAUUCUACAUUGUACUGACCCCUUUGCUUAACCCCAUGAUAUACAGUCUAAGAAACAAAGAGAUUCAGUCUUCUGUUGCUAUAUUUCUGAUAGUUCAUAGUAAGAAAAGACUUUCAUAG